AUGACUACCAUUCUCGUGCCAUACAAUGCUAAAAUGGACAAAGUGUUUGCAUAUGGAGUUAUUGAAGAUACAAAUGCCCCUCAGUGCGCCCCUAGCUACGGCUUUCAAGUGGGUAUCGCUUAUGAUACUGGCUUUUUCGUGAACCCUGCUCUACUUCUGCCUUUCCUUCAAGAGGGUUACGUGGUGACUGUGCCCGACGAGCAGGGCAAUGUUAAUGCAUUUGCAUCUGGUCGUGUGGAAGGUCACCAGACAUUAGACGGUAUCCGUACAACGCUGGCCUUCGACAAACUGAAACUUGCCGACAAUGUCAAGGUAGCUGGUUGGGGCUACUCUGGCGGUGGCAUCUAG
Malassezia pachydermatis is the source of this 348-nucleotide messenger RNA. Its product is annotated as putative secretory lipase (family lip). Gene Ontology annotation, biological process: lipid catabolic process. Gene Ontology annotation, molecular function: triacylglycerol lipase activity. Lineage: Eukaryota; Fungi; Basidiomycota; Malasseziomycetes; Malasseziales; Malasseziaceae. The transcript has a single exon. Bases 1 to 348 code for a protein of 115 amino acids. The record is from RefSeq and is a predicted model, not a curated record.